This is a messenger RNA of Cooperia oncophora, 327 nucleotides long. NCBI's taxonomy places the organism in Eukaryota, Metazoa, Nematoda, Chromadorea, Rhabditida, Trichostrongylidae. The record is from the annotation of a GenBank genome assembly.
AAUUUUCAAUCGACCAGAAAUGAGAGAUUUGUUGCCGGUAGAUCGUCUGAUGAACCGUAUGCUAUACGAUACCAUAAGGGAUAUGGAUCGUUUCGAAAGGAAGCAUUUUCCCUUAUUGGAGAGAAGCUGAUCAUUCCGUGCUUCAUGUGGCAAACGAAACCCAGCAGAUCAUUCACCCGCAAAUGGUUGCUGCCUGAGAAUGUCGACCUGGAGGCAAUUCGUACUCAGCUCGACGACAAGGGUCAUUUAUCCGUGGAAGCGCCAAAGAGUAUCGAGGGUCAGACGCAGAAAAGAUCCAUCCCCAUCAUGGCCGCUCCCAAGAACUGA